AUGGCCCCAGUGACAAGCGAAAGACCUACUGAAGGGGGAAUCUCGCCUGAAGUGAAGAAGGAUCGCAAGAAGGAAGAAGAACUUUCUGAAGAAGAUCAAAAGUUGAAUGAUGAUUUGGAAUCGUUAGUGGAGAAGUUGAAUGAGCCUCAUACAGAAUCCGAUGCGUAUACUCAAUCAUUAACCGAAUUAAAAGAACAUAUUCGUGAUUCUACAACCUCAAUGACUGCUGUUCCAAAACCAUUGAAAUUCCUUAGACCUCAUUUCCCCCUUUUAACUGAAGUUUAUGAAAAAUGGUCAACCAAAUUUGGUGCUGAUAAUAAUGCAGUGGUAUCCUUGGCAGAUAUUUUAUCGGUAUUGGCUAUGACUUAUUCUGAUGAUGGGAAACGUGAUUCUCUUAAUUAUAGAUUACUUUCUUCUCAAGAUACAAUUGUAGAUUGGGGUCAUGAAUAUUUACGUCAUUUGGCUUUGGAAAUUGGUGAAGCUUAUCAAGAAAAUUUAGGGACUGAUGAAUCUUUGAUUCAUAAAUUAACUCAAUUAUCCAUGAAAAUUGUUCCAUAUUUCUUGAAACAUAAUGCUGAAGCUGAUGCAGUUGAUUUACUUUUAGAAAUUGAAAAUAUCGAUAAAUUGCCUCAAUUUGUUGAUGAAAAUACAUUUGCAAGAGUCUGUCUUUAUAUGGUAAGUUGUGUUCCCUUUUUGGCUCCUCCUGAUGAUUUGUCAUUCUUGAAUACCGCAUACACAAUCUAUUUAUCAAAUAAUCAAUGGCCUCAAGCUUUAACUUUGGCUAUCAAAUUGGAUGAUGUCGACUUAAUCAAACAAGUUUUUAACUCAACUGAUGAUGAAUCCAUACACAAACAAUUGGGAUUUGUAUUAUCUCAACAAUAUAAUAAUUUUGAUUAUGGGGGUGAAAAUGCUGAAGUUCAAGAAGCAAUUUCAAAUACAAAAUUACAUGAAUAUUAUUCUUAUUUAACUAAAGAAUUGAAUUUGUUGGAUCCAAAAACUCCAGAAGAUAUUUAUAAAUCACAUUUAGAAUAUCCUAAAUAUUUAUUUGGAUCUUCAGGUGCAAUUGAUUCUGCGAAACAAAAUUUGGCAGCCGCAUUUGUCAAUGGUCUACUCAACUUUGGAUUUGGGUCUGAUAAAUUAGUUCAAACUGAAGAAGAUAAUAAGUCUUGGAUUUACAAAACAAAGGGUCAAGGUAUGGUUUCCACUACAGCUUCUUUGGGUUGGAUACAUCAAUGGUCUGCUGAUGAAGGUUUACAAGUUUUGGAUAAAUAUACCGAAUCAACAGAAGAUGAAGUUAAAGCAGGUGCUUUAUUAGGAACUGGUAUUGUUUCCUCAAGAGUUCAUGAUGAAUCAGAUGCAGCAUUUGCAUUGCUACAAGAAUAUGUUCUUGACCCCAAAAAGGCGUUACAAACAUCUUCUAUUAUGGGUUUGGGUAUUGCCUUUUCCGGGACAUCCAAUGAAGAUGUAUGCUCAUUAUUAUUACCAUUAAUCUCUGAUUUGGAUGUUUCAUUGGAAAUCUCAUGUAUUGCUGCCUUAUCUUUGGGUCAUGUAUUUGUGGGUACUUGUAAUGGUGAAAUUACUUCUUCAAUUUUACAAGCAUUAUUAGAAGGUGAUAUUGUUGGUUUGAGUAGUAAAUACGUCAAGUUCAUGGCUCUUGGGUUGGGUUUGUUGUACAUGGGUAAACAUGAACAAAUAGAAGAUGUGUUGGAAGCCAUUAGUGCCAUUGAAUAUCCAAUCAGUAAGAGCUUAAAGGUUCUUGUGAAUAUUUGUGCAUAUGCUGGAACUGGUAACGUUUUACAGAUCCAAUCAUUGUUGCAAAUGUGUACAGCCAAGCCAAAGGAUACUUCAGCAGAAGAAAAAUUAUUGGAACAAAGUGAAGAAGAUCAAAUGAAGAAAGAACAACAACCUUCUGGUGAAGAAAAUAACGAAACCAUUGAAGCUGAUGGUGACGUUGUUAUGGAAGAUGCUACUGAGGCCCCUGAACUGACGAAUGCCGCUGCUGCUACUGCCCCCACCAACACCACGGCCAACACAGAAGAAUCUAAGCCUAAAGUAGAAGAUAAGUCUUCAACAGAAGAGAACGAGAAGGUUGAUGAAGACGAAGAGGAAGAAGAUGAAUUGUAUCAAGGAUUUGCUGUAUUGGGAUUGGCCAUAAUUGCUAUGGGAGAAGACAUUGGACAAGAUAUGUCUUUAAGGCACUUUUCUCAUUUGAUGCAUUAUGGGAAUUCAUUAAUCCGUAGAUCAGUUCCAUUAGCCAUGGGUCUUGUAUCUGCUUCCAAUCCACAAAUGAAGGUAUUUGAUACCUUAUCACGUUAUUCCCAUGAUCCUGAUUUAGAAGUUGCUCAAAAUGCCAUUUAUGCUAUGGGAUUGGUUGGUGCUGGUACUAAUAAUGCCAGAUUAGCUCAAUUAUUGAGACAAUUGGCAGUUUAUUAUAUUAAGAAUGCUGAUACUCUAUUCAUGGUAAGAAUUGCUCAAGGUAUAUUACAUUUAGGGAAAGGUACUUUAACGCUUAACCCUUUUAAUACUGAAAGGUCUAUAUUAUCAAAGGCAUCAUUGGCAUCGUUAUUAACCAUUGCUGUUGCAUUAUUGGAUCCUAAAGAUUUCGUUUUGAAUGAUUCUUAUACCGAAGUAUCUCAUCAAUUAUUAUACUUUUUAACCCCGGCUAUUCAGCCCCGGAUGUUGGUUACUGUUGAUGAGAACCUCGAGCCAAUUAAAGUCAAUGUACGUGUUGGACAAGCUGUUGAUGUUGUGGGACAAGCUGGUAAACCCAAGACCAUUACUGGUUGGGUGACACAAUCUACUCCGGUAUUGUUGAAUUAUGGCGAGAGAGCUGAAUUGGAGAAUACUGAGGAAUGGAUUAGUUUAAGUAAUUCAUUAGAGGGAAUUACAAUCUUGAAGAAGAAUCCAGAUUACAUGGAAACUGAUAGUUAA
This is a messenger RNA of Lizanozyma spartinae, 2931 nucleotides long. RefSeq names its product proteasome regulatory particle base subunit (gene RPN1). Gene Ontology annotation, molecular function: enzyme regulator activity. Lineage: Eukaryota; Fungi; Ascomycota; Pichiomycetes; Serinales; Debaryomycetaceae. The coding region runs from base 1 to 2931 and encodes 976 amino acids. The transcript has a single exon. Gene Ontology annotation, biological process: regulation of protein catabolic process; proteasome-mediated ubiquitin-dependent protein catabolic process. Gene Ontology annotation, cellular component: proteasome storage granule; proteasome regulatory particle, base subcomplex; nucleus. The record is from RefSeq and is a predicted model, not a curated record.